Molecule: messenger RNA, 669 nt
Organism: Symbiodinium pilosum
Lineage: Eukaryota; Dinophyceae; Suessiales; Symbiodiniaceae
Source: the annotation of a GenBank genome assembly
AUGGAAGCUCCAAUGGAGGCUGAAGGAUUUAUCUUGUGGCAUGCUCGAGAUGAUGCUGAUGUCGAUGAGGCAGUCGCUGAGAUCCGAGAGCUUGCCGAGCGAAGCGAGGCUCAGGCCGAGGCCAUGGAAAGACUGCCAGCUGCGCCAUAUCCCCAAGCCUCCGUUCCACGUGAUGGCUUUGCGUACAAGGCUGUGCAGCGGCGUGGUGUUCGUGCCUUGUAUCUCCGAGCAGUGCGCCGGCAGAUCGAGUACUAUUUCUCGGACAAGAAUCUGAAACAAGACUGGUUCUUCCAGGAGAAGAUCCUGGAGGCUCCUGAGCCAGAGUGGCUUGAGAUGCGCUGGCUACUCUCAUGUCCACGCAUCCAGGAUGUUCAUUGUGCUUCCCUGCAAGAUGUCCUCGAGGCUUUGGGACCAUCGACCCUCAAAGUCAAGGCUUGCCAUGGCACGCACUGGGUGCGAAGGAAAAAGCCACUGCCACAGCUGAAGGAAAGCCGCCCGGCCAAAGGACAGGAGCCGGAGUGGUAUGUUCGGUUGCACGCAGUGGCAGACGCAGAAGGUGCAGCUGCAGACGUCCCGUCAGCCGAAGUGGUGCCCGCCGAAGCGGCGGGCAUCGCUCCCGCGGCUGAGGAGGACGGUUUGCGCGGCCUGCCACCGCCAAAAGCCCCGUGA